Molecule: messenger RNA, 1239 nt
Organism: Trypanosoma conorhini
Lineage: Eukaryota; Euglenozoa; Kinetoplastea; Trypanosomatida; Trypanosomatidae
Exons: 1
Coding region: 1-1239 (412 amino acids)
Source: RefSeq, a predicted model, not a curated record
AUGCAACGCACCACGCUCGGCCCACUUCCGCCAGCAUCGCUGCUGCUAUUCCUGCAGUCUGCCUCACCGCAGCUGACAUUUGAUGCCUUCAAAGACGACUGUCGGGUGUGUGGUGUGCCGUGGUACUCUUCACAGGCGCAGCAGUUAUGUGUUGCAUUGUUGGUCAAGCAUCCGCUCGUGCAAAAAUUCCCACCCCGCAAGGCGAAUAUUCGUGCGUUCCUGAAGCAUUUUAUCACACAGCUGGAACUUCUGCCAACCACGCCGCGCACGACGGAGGCGCUAAGCGAGGACCUCGUCGACUCGCAACUCAUGGAAGCUUAUGUUGAUUUCUCUGUGAGCACCUCCAGUGAUUCUCAGACAAGCAUGUGCUACAAGAUAUUAUACUCCCCUGGCACACCGAAAACAUUUCUGCCUGUUCGUUUGGCCGCGGGGCAAUUCGCGAAUGUGGGCCUCGCGCUUUGGCCAGCAGCAUUUGUAUUGGUAGAGCUUCUUUUGGCGGAACUCUCCAGCCCCGCCUCCGUUAUGUUGCCCCGCGAAGGUGAUUUGCGGAUCCUGGAACUUGGCGCUGGUGUUGGGUUAACGCCAGUUAUGCUCCACCAGCACAUGUGCUACAGGGAGCGGGUCAAGGGAUGUGUCCUCACCGAUUACCAACCAGAGUUGAUUGAAAACAUUCUCUUUAACCUGCAUUCCUAUAUCACGGCAAGGGAACCGAUGCAUGACUCUUUCUGCCGCACUGAGGAGGAGGAUGCGCCGCAUGUUGCCGAAAUUCUUGACUGGACGGAGCACGAGCGAAACCGAGAAAGGCUGCAGAAGUGGGGGUGCAAUCUCAUUCUAGCCGCAGACUGCAUCUACGAUGUGAAUUUGAUUGACUCCCUCGUCACCACGCUUCAUCAGGCCUUGAGCUCCGCUGAGGAUGCUGUCGCCAUCGUCGUCCAGUCACAUCGGCAGAAAGAAACAAUGAAACGCUUUUUUGAUGCCACAUGGGCGGCGUCCAUAUGUGUCUCUUCCUACCGUCUUGCCAAGACAAGUCCCUCGCCGUCGGAGGGCUUCGUUAUGCUUCGGAGGAGCCCAAUCUGCCUGGAGGAUUCCGGCGCCGGCUUCACCGUGGUUCGUGCCGACAUGGACGCGGAUGGCAGUUUUAAGGAUUGCCAAUCGGAGAGCUGCGGAAGCGGGUGGGUGGGUCCUUUUUUCCUCCAGUCUGAGGCCGUGGUGGGCAUUCACGUGCUUAGACUCCGGUGA